AUGGAGGAGAACAAGGAGGUUUUCUCAGAGGAGGAGCGGAGCGUUGAGGAAGAGGACUUUGAGGAGGCUCUGAGGGAGGCUGCCUCCACCACUGCUGCCAGAAGAAAAUCUUCUGGACUUCCCCAACAGCACAUCAUCCCCAACAUCCCAGAAGUGGUGGACGACUUCCUGAGGAACUUCCUCCGAAGAGCCGGCCUGAGCCGGACUCUGAACAGCUUUGAGGCCGAGUGGUACAGCUCCGCACAGAAACUCCUGACAGAAACCCUGAUGCCGGAGACACCAAAGACAGGCGUCUUCUUCAUCCCUGACGCUCUCACACACAGGCAGCUCCUCCAGAGCGAGCUGGAGAGGGUCCACAGAGAGACGGACCUACUCAGACAGGAGGUGCUGGCGGCAGGGGAGAGCCUGGUCAGGACGCAGAGGGAGAGGGAUUUCCAUCGGCUGCAGUACCAACGAGUCGCUGAGGACAAGAACCGGCUGAUCGAGGACUUCAAACAGCUGAAGACCCACCUGGAGUCCUAUGAGCCAGCACUGAGACAACUGGAUGACAAAUAUCAAGCUGCUCUGAGGCAGAAGAUGCUGAUCAGUUUAGAAAAGAGCCGAGUUCAAAACACCUCAAGGCCGAAUCAGGAAAAACUCCAGACCAAAGAGAGAAGCAUCAAAAGGAGUGACAGCGCUGAAAGAUCAUCAGCUAAAAGCCCCUUAACUAGACAUCCAAAGGAUUCAGAUCCUGGUUCCCUCAGCCUGUCCUGCUCCAUCAGAGCCCACAAGCUGCCCAUCAGCUGCAUCAGUCUCCAUCCACAAAAACUGAUCCUCGCCUCCGCCAGUGACGACCGCAGCUGGAGGCUGUGGGAGCUGCCAGCUAACGGAGAGAAGGUUGGUCAGAUGGUGCUGACAGGUGAGGGUCACUCUGAUUGGUUGUCUGGCUGCAGUUUUCACCCUGAUGGAUCAAAAUUGGCAACCACCAGCGGAGACACAACAGUGCGGCUCUGGGAUUUCUCUCGUGGCUGCUGCGUGUUGAUGCUGUCUGGUCACAGCCAGCCCACCUGGGGCUGCUGCUUCCACUCCUGCGGGCACUUCCUGGCUUCCUGCUCCGCUGACAAAACCGCCAAGCUGUGGGACCUGAACAGCCAGCGCUGCCGCCUCACACUGCGUCGCCACACUGCCUCCAUCAACAGCGUCUGCUUCCUGCCCUUCUCCAACCUCCUUCUCACCUGCUCGGCUGACAAAACCCUCGCCUUGUGGGACGCCAGGCUGGGUAUAUGCACCACCACCCUCCAUGGACACAUGCAUCCCUGCAACAACGCCACCUCCAGCCUGGCUGGUGAUGUUGUGGCCUCCUGUGACUCCCGGGGUGUCAUCAACCUGUGGGACAUCAGGAAGCCCGCCUCAGCAAUGGCCAUUGUAGAUGUUGGACCGCUGGGCGCCAACCAGGUGGCGUUCAGCCCAUCAGGAAGUACAUUGGCCGUCGCCAGCAACGAUGGGUUGGUCAGAUUGGUGGAGGUGGAUUCCUGUGCAGUGAGCAGCCUGUCAGGACACAGGGAUGCAGUGCAGAGUGUGACGUUUGACCCCACGGGAGGAACUGUGAUGUCAGCAGGAAGCGAUGGGCUGAUCAACCUAUGGUCAGAACAUAACGUGAACGUAGAAAUGAAAAACCAAAGUGAGGCCAGCUGA
This is a messenger RNA of Toxotes jaculatrix (banded archerfish), 1674 nucleotides long. Its product is annotated as sperm-associated antigen 16 protein. Lineage: Eukaryota; Metazoa; Chordata; Actinopteri; Toxotidae. The transcript is spliced from 4 exons. The record is from RefSeq and is a predicted model, not a curated record. Gene Ontology annotation, molecular function: protein binding. The coding region runs from base 1 to 1674 and encodes 557 amino acids.